Molecule: messenger RNA, 1529 nt
Organism: Hyaloscypha bicolor E
Lineage: Eukaryota; Fungi; Ascomycota; Leotiomycetes; Helotiales; Hyaloscyphaceae
Product: FAD/NAD(P)-binding domain-containing protein
Exons: 3
Coding region: 30-1391 (453 amino acids)
Biological process (GO): secondary metabolite biosynthetic process
Molecular function (GO): FAD binding; monooxygenase activity
Source: RefSeq, a predicted model, not a curated record
AUAAAUAUAAAAGAAAGCUUACGGUUAAAAUGGCCCCCAAAUUCCACGUCCUCGUAAUAGGCGGCGGCAUCGGCGGCUUCGCAUGCGCCGUGGGCCUUGCGCGAAAAGGGCACGCCGUCACCGUUCUCGAACGCAGCGCGUCAUUGCAGACGUGGGGCGGGGGACUGUUGAUUUCGAGUAAUGCGUUGCGGGUUAUUGAGAGCUAUGGGUUGUUGGGGAGGUUCCAGGAGGUGGCGGAGAAGUGGGAGAGGCAUGUGAUUUUUAGAUAUGAUGGGGGCGUGUUGGAUGUUCUGAGUAAUGCGGCGAAUGAGAAGGUUUUUGGUUACGAGAUGUUGAAUGUGCGGCGACAGGUGUAUCAAAGGGUUUUAUACGAAGGAGCUGUGGAGCAGGGAGUGAAAGUGCGAUUUGGCUGUCGUGUUGAGAAGAUCGAUGAUAGUGAGAAGGGACCAAGCGUCAUGUUGAGUACGGGGGAGACACUUUUAGCUGAUUUAAUUGUCGGUGCAGACGGAAUCAAAUCCACAACUCGCCCCUUCAUCCUCGGCGGAAGGGAUGUUAAACUGCAACCAAAUAGCACCUGCUACCAAUGCACCAUUCCUGCCUCCCUGAUGCUCUCGUCGCCUCUCACGGCGCCCCUCAUCAACGAACGAGCUAUCCACAGCUGGUGGGGUCCCAACACGCACUGGAUCUGCGGUCGCAAGUCCAACGGCCAAUCCUACGACGCAGCAUUCUUCAUCCACCCCACUGCAUCCUCGCCUCUCCCAGCAUCCCACGUCUCAGCCUCCAACUCGCACGACCCCGGCAAAGGUAAAGACAACGACAGAAGAGGCGACGUCCGGGAAGUCAUCGACGGCGUGCAAACGCACGGGUACGAAGAGCGCGUCCAAGCCUUCGCGAAAAUGAUCCCACACGAAAACUGCACGCUGUGGAAAGUGGCUCAAUUACCUGAUCUCCCGACCUGGGUUUCUGAAUCCGGGAGGAUUGUGCUGUUAGGUGAUGCGGCGCAUGCGAUGAGUCCGCAUCUGGGACAGGGAGCAGCGAUGACGAUUGAAGACGGCGGCGUGCUGUCCGAAUGCCUCGCUCGCGCUUCCUCCUUGGACGACAUUCCCCGCGCAGUAAAGGUGUAUGAGGAGAUCCAAAAAGGACGCACGGAGAAGGUUAAGAGAGCUGCGGGGGUUAGUGGGGUGUGGAAGACGAUGGCUGACGGGCCGGAGCAGAGGAAGAGGGAUGAGGGGUUUAGGAAGAGGAUGGAGAGCGGGGAGAAGUAUGAGUUUUGGAGGGCGAGUGGGCAUUUGGCGUGGAUUUAUGGGUGGGAUUCUAAGCUGGAGGUGGGGAAGGAGUUGGAUAGAGUGUUUCCUGUGGGGAAGGGGAUAGGCCAGAGAGCAAGGAUCUGAAGAUAGUGGGUGGUGAACUCAAGGUGCUAAACUUUUGCUUUAUAAUGGCUCGCAUUUUAUAUAAGAGAUCGUUCCGGGCGGCCUCUCAGCUUAUCACGUGCCAAACGCUGCGUACAUACGUAUAGCUCAACUCCUCGC